Dracunculus medinensis (Guinea worm) is the source of this 1671-nucleotide messenger RNA. NCBI's taxonomy places the organism in Eukaryota, Metazoa, Nematoda, Chromadorea, Rhabditida, Dracunculidae. The record is from the annotation of a GenBank genome assembly.
AUGAAUGAGGAACCUGGAAAUAAUGUUGCUGCAGUGGAUGAUAUAACAGAUGUACACAGUCCAUUAGACGAAUAUUCAAAUUUACAUAAUGAAAAAUCGACAUUACCCAACAAGUCAGGAAAUUCUCAAGAAAGAGCAAUGCAGGAAUUAUAUAAAGAUCCGUCAUUCGCAGUUGUUUGUAGUUUCUUCAAUAAAUUCGGUUCUUUACUUGGAAUGAAGCCGAUAUAUUUUAGCAAAUUGGGAGAAAUGUUCACAAACUUUCAUGAUACCGGAAGAAUUGAUCGCGAGUUGAUUGAUUUACAUUUAACGUUACUACGCAAAUUGAAUUUCAAAUCGGCACGUGUUAACGGUUGGGAAAAAUAUUUAACGAAAUUCUGUCUUGUGGUCCCAUCACUGGAAUCUGAAAUGCUUCAACUGGAGCGAUAUGGAUAUUUAAAUACGCCAGUCAGUACGAAAUUGGCCAUAUUGCGAACUCUUUGUGAAAGCCAAUUUGAUUAUAAUCUUAAAUUUAAAGAAAAUAUCGUAAAUUCGUCUUCUGCAAAUGACCUUCGUCUUUUGCCUGUUGGAGUGGAUGGUGAUGGUUUGGAAUACUGGUACCAGCAAGAUGCAGAUUUAAACGUGAGAAUUUACUGCGAAGAACAAGAUGAUCAGUCUGGUGGCUCUUGGGUUCUUGUUGCAAGUUCAAAAGAAGAAUUUGAAUUUUUAAUCGAAAAAUUAAAGUCAAAUUGUUCCGAAGAAGAAAGAAAAAAAAUCGGAAUUAAUUUGGAAACCUAUAUUGCCUACAAAUCCGAUUCAACCAAAAGUAGCAAAAUAAAUCCACAGUUUUCCAAUAAGCGAGGAACUUUCCUCGAUACUUUCAGAAGUGAAUUUACUGCACUUAAAACUAUCAAUAAUGAAAAAGAAAUUAAAAGAGAAACUCCCAAACAAAAAGAGAAAAUUCAGGAAGUUUCUGAAGAAAAGUUCGACAUAUCUGAUUCUGAUUUUAUUUAUAAAGAUUCCGAAUUUGUGGAGCGGCGUAUUUUACCUCGUAGAAGUGCACGCAAUGCAGCUAUAUCUCAUUUAAAAGAACUGACAGGUGCAAAAAAUAAGUCGAACAACAAAAACGAUCAUAUAAAUAGUAAACAUUCCAGUAAUCCAGGUUCAAAAAAAAUGAAAGAAAACGAGAGUUGUUUCAAGGGUAAUGAUGGCGAUGAAGACAUAGAUGAAGAAGAAAUAAAGGAUGAUUUUUUUGUAUCAGACGAGAUUAGUGAAUCGAAUUCAUCUUCUGAUGACGAAUUCAAACCUUUAUCAGAGAUAAAAAAGGCUUGCAAGAGUCAGAAACAGCGAUCAAUUAGUAAUAAAAAGAAAACUGAUGGUGAUGAAGGGAUCGAUGAUGUUGAUGAAAGUGAUUCUGAAUCAGAUCGAGAUGCAGCAAAGCAAAGGCGGAAGGCUACGGAAGAAACGAAAUGCAUGAAAUGUCAUAAAAGCAGUAAUCCAGAAGUCCUAUUGCUGUGCGAUAUGUGUGAUGAUGCAUGGCACAUAUGGUGUUUACGGCCAAUGCUAUGGUUUGUGCCAGAUGGAGAUUGGUUUUGUCCAAAAUGUCAUCACUUUUUGCUUGUGGAAAAGUUUUCCUUUGUUCUACUCGAACUGAACGAUCAACUAAAGUCAAAGGCUGCAGAUGAUAGAAAGUGA